Mycotypha africana is the source of this 374-nucleotide messenger RNA. RefSeq lists its product as uncharacterized. The record is from RefSeq and is a predicted model, not a curated record. NCBI's taxonomy places the organism in Eukaryota, Fungi, Mucoromycota, Mucoromycetes, Mucorales, Mycotyphaceae. The coding region runs from base 39 to 374 and encodes 111 amino acids. The transcript has 2 exons.
CUUUUCUCCUAACAAUAAUAUCAACAGAUACGUCCGCUAUGUCUAUCACCCAUCUUACAAGAAGAUCCCAUGGUGGCAAAGAUCUAUACGAACGUUUGGCAGCAGAAAAUGUGGAUUAUCAACAUAUAGGCUGCCAAUGUAUGAUGACCAACCCCUCACCUCAAAACACAGAUACAACCUAUUGUACAUGCAUUAACAGACAAGCUGGGGCGACGAUUAAAUCGAGCCAGUGCAGAGCAUAUACAGAUGCCGUUUUCGGCUUUUGCUAUGAAGCAACCGAUAGUACGGAAUUAUGGCAAAUGUGCGUAGGCCAUUAUUGUCCACAUAAAGAUACAGACAAUAUAUCACCUCCUAAAACCAAGGUCAUUUUCUAG